Messenger RNA from Ostreococcus lucimarinus CCE9901, 1042 nucleotides. RefSeq lists its product with no specific name. The coding region runs from base 2 to 1000 and encodes 332 amino acids. NCBI's taxonomy places the organism in Eukaryota, Viridiplantae, Chlorophyta, Mamiellophyceae, Mamiellales, Bathycoccaceae. The record is from RefSeq and is a predicted model, not a curated record. The transcript has a single exon.
GAUGCCUCGCGCGCGAUCCACCGCCGCGCUCGUCGCCGUCGCGCUCGUCGCGCGCGUCGCGACGACCGCCGGCGCGGCGCUCGCGUCGUCGUGCGCGCCGCCUCGAUUCUCGUGCGCGAGCGCGCGCGCGACGGUGGACGACGCGUCGAAGUGCCACGCGUCGUUUCGGUGCCGAAUCGUCUGCUCGCCGAGCGCGUCGUGCGUCGAGACGUUCACGAUACGCGCGGGCGAGGCGACGCUGCCGACGGGAGAGACGGUGACGUUCAACGCGUCGACGCGGGAGAGAUCGGCGCUGGGACCGACGACGUACGGAGGGGACGCGGCGUGCAGCGCGGUGGGAUGCGACGCGUACGCGACGCGACUGACGACGCAAAACGCGGCGCUGACGGAGAGGUACGACGGGAAGUUUUGCGAGGUGAGGGAGACGAGCGAGCGGUGCGCGCUGGAGGGGGCGCCGAAGGAUGGGUCUUGGACGGAGUUUACGGUGACGAUGAAGUGUCGGAAUAAGAUUUUGCCGUGCGGCGCGCGAGCGGUGGCGGAGAUUGAUUUCCUCGGCGUCGUCGGGUCGGUCGCGCCGGGCGCGCCGAGCCCGCCGACGCCGCCCGACGCGCCGCCGAUGCCGCCGAAACCACCGCCGCCGCCGCCGCCGCCGUCGACGUUCGCGAAGGGCGGCGCCGGUCGGGCGGCGCUUCGCGCGGCGCUCGUCGUCGCGUUGAGCGCCGUCGUCGCGUACGCCGCGCUCGGCGGCGCGUACGUCUGGGCGCUCGAACGCGGCUGGGUCGAGGGCAUCGCCGAACCGUGCUGGGAGCGCGACGGUGCGUUUUGCGAAUUGCUGUGGUGUUGGUGCGCGCCCGCGUAUUGGCGCGCGAGCGACGAGGAGUGCCUCGCCGCGUACGAAGGUCGCGCCGCCGCCGAAACCGCGACGCGCGAGGACGUCGCGCAAACCACCGCGCCUUUAUUAGGCAACGCGUCGUCCGACGACGACGACGACGACGCGUGACCGACGCGCUCGCUCUUGUAAAACACGAAUUGUUUCCCGCGA